UCUCUCUAUGUAUAUAUCUAUAUAUAUUACCUCCCACUGUUGUCUAUCAUUGCUCACAUGCCUCACCUUUAGAAAUGUCACUCUCCUUCUUAAAAACCUCUUGAAGCUCAUCCAUCCAUCAUAGACUCCUUUCUUCACCAUUAAUGCACACCUCAUUCUGAAGGAGGAGAGAGAUCAGAUACGGGCAUGAAACCAAGCUUCGCCUCUCUCUUCUCUAGAGUGAGGCCGAUGGCUUCCUCUCCUCCUCCUCCUCUUCUCAACGAGUCAUGCCUGUCGAACUCGUCGUCAGGCGAGUGGGAGAGCUUCUCGGACGGCGACGCCGUCGAAGCGGUCAUCCACGGGCUGAGGUCGUCGGACAGGCUGUUCUUCGAACCAGGCACGACGAGCUCGAUGGUGGAGGAGGCGGCCAAGUCCGACGUCGACGGCGCUCCGUUCGAGGGGAGCAUCGCUAUGGCGGUGGAGUCGGAGGACCCUUAUCGUGACUUCAAGCAGUCGAUGGAGGAGAUGCUGCUGGCGCAUGGCGUGGGAGACUGGGCGUGGCUUCAGCAGAUGCUGGAAUGGUAUUUGCUGCUCAAUGGGAAGAAGAAUCAUGGGUUUAUAAUAGGAGCAUUCAUGGACUUGCUUUUGGGCAUUGCUUCUUCUUCCUCUUGUUCUUCUUCUUCUUCUCCUUCAUCCUCUUCUUCCAGUUCUUUUACCUUCGAGAUCGAGGAGGAGGAGGAGGAGGUGGUGGAGGAGGAGAUGAUGUGAAGUGGAUGCAGUUUGACGUCCAUCCUAUUCGAUCACUGUAGCCAUGGGAAGCAGAGUACACUCAAACAUGACUUGCUGCUAAUAGCAUGGAUGUGGAUUUU
Musa acuminata subsp. malaccensis (wild Malaysian banana) is the source of this 848-nucleotide messenger RNA. Lineage: Eukaryota; Viridiplantae; Streptophyta; Magnoliopsida; Zingiberales; Musaceae. The record is from RefSeq and is a predicted model, not a curated record.